AUGAAAUCAAUUGUGGUUUUGUUUAUGUUGGUGGCAUGCUGUUACUGUCUAGGAGGCAAUGAGGUGAUGCUAGAAGAUUCUAGAGCAAAGAAGAAGAAGGGUUCCCUCAAGAUUUGGGCUAUGAUCUUACUUUUGGUGUUCUCCAAAGUCGCCGCCAUCAAAGUGGCAACGUUCUUCAUGUUCAUGGCAUUCUUCCAAAAACUCUUCUACAUCAUCGGCCUUGUUCUCAACUACUUCUUGAAGAGCAAAUCUAUGGUGGUCCCCAAGCCCCAGCCUGUGUAUGGGGCUCCACAGGAGUACAACACCUUAGGGUACAGCUAUGGACCACCCGAGCCUGAUUCCUAUGCGGGCUCAGAGAAUCCCUUGCUAGCUUUAGCGGACAUUUCAGGAGGAUCAUUGAACUGGCUUUUCAAUAAGAAUCAUUAG
This is a messenger RNA of Amyelois transitella, 426 nucleotides long. RefSeq lists its product as uncharacterized. Bases 1 to 426 code for a protein of 141 amino acids. The transcript has 2 exons. Lineage: Eukaryota; Metazoa; Arthropoda; Insecta; Lepidoptera; Pyralidae. The record is from RefSeq and is a predicted model, not a curated record.